Dermacentor andersoni is the source of this 3825-nucleotide messenger RNA. RefSeq lists its product as uncharacterized. Lineage: Eukaryota; Metazoa; Arthropoda; Arachnida; Ixodida; Ixodidae. The record is from RefSeq and is a predicted model, not a curated record. Gene Ontology annotation, cellular component: membrane.
CGCAUGUGUUACGCGGCUCUGUGGUGUUUUCUACGCCGGGAAUUCCAGUUCUGCGAAGGUUUUCAGGUUUCCUAAUGACAGCAGAUAGGACCGAUGACUUCCGGUCGGAACUAGUGGCGCUGCAUGCCGCCGCUGACGACCCCGGACAUGCGGAAUAAGCUGCGAGAGGGCCCGCGCGCGGGAAUCGAGUCUUGUCUGCUAAUCGAGACUUAAGCCUUUGGGGACCCACACGGCCUGAAGGAUGCGACGAGGGGUCUGGAUUUUCGGCCUGGCGCUGCCGCUGCUGCUACAGCAAACGCUGACACCUGCGAAGGCUCAGCGGUUUUCAGAUGUCGGGCAUUUUCGCUUCCCACGACCUGCACGACAGCAUGUGGCACUGCUCGGGGGCAUCCGACCGAGCCGGUCGAGCGUCCUGACCACGCGCUGCGUGAACCCGAGGCUCUAUUUCCGCAACGGCUUCGCGAAGCUGCGCUUCCGAGGACGCGUCGUCAAGUACACCUGCCGGCCCGGUUUCACGAUUUUCGGCGACUCGGUGUCAAGCUGCAACGCCGGACGAUGGGACCGGCCCGUUCCCGUAUGCGCAGCCCCUGGUUGCCGUCUUCCGUCUCGAGACCUUCUUCCUCGUGGCACGGUGGAGAACGUGCGUGGCCGUGGCCUGAUGUUGCGCUUCCGGUGUCGCCUUGGCUACACGCUUCGCGGAGGAGCAUCGGCAUUUUGCGACGGGCGCUCCUGGAACGGCUCCAGACCUACAUGCGUCCCGGCUGUCACGGACCCUGACCCAUCGUGCGACUUCGAGGCCCUGGACCAGUGCGGCUGGUCGUCCGACUUGAGCAGCGGAGUCCAGUUCUCACGGCAGCACGACAGCGAAGACGAUGACGUGGAGCCCGUCGACAACGUCACCAGUUCUGUCGGAGCCUCUGAAUUUUCGCCCUCCGGUCACUACAUGGCGCUGGAGAGCCUGGGUCAUCCGCUAGCACUUCAGGACCUGGGAGUUCCGGCGAAAUUGGUGUCGCCCCCUUACCGGCCACUCAGGUUUCGGGCCUGCUUCCGCUUCUGGUACCGCCUCUCCUGUCACCCGUGCAGUCUCCUAUUGUUGCUGUGGAAUUCGACGAGCGAGACGGCCCUGUGGGGCUCUACCGGACCACGCAAGGGCGGCUGGGCUAACGUAGAGUUGCCGAAGACCACCGAAGAUUUUCAGCUAGUCUUUGCGGCGCGCACUCAACAACCAGGUGAGGGAGGCGUGGCCAUCGAUGACGUCAGGCUGGGUCCGGAGUGCCAAGAGGUGCCGACCGCAGAGCCGCCACCGGCGACAACCACAUUGCUGCCGGAUGACGUCACCACCGAGUUUGAUUCGGGUGACACGUGGGAUACGACGACGACGACGGAGGCUAGCACUUCCGUGAAUCAGGAAGAUGUGGCAGAGACUGGCACGAACAGAGUCGGUGCCAUAGCAACGAGCACCGAGGACUUUCCGACCACACACGGGCGCGACCAGCGGCCUUCCGAGAGGACAACGCCUACGACUUUGCUAUACGAGUCCACGGCGCAGCCAAGGUCUUCCCAAACUACAGCCUCUGUUCAUUCGCCAUCGUCGUCCUGGCCAGUUACAACGCCAUGGUCACUUGCUGUUCCCACGAUCAGCGUGAUUCGCGGAGGAACAUCCGGCCCUUCAGCCGCAGUAGCGCUCACGACAAGUCUGGUAACAUCGCUUCCGACACAUGCGCCCCCUGCGACAAAAGUAUCGCCGCAUACUUCGAACUUGCCUACCGUGGCCUCGACCUACAGCGCAAGUUCAAGUUCUUGGCGGGAAAUAUACCCGACCACUGCUUCCGUUCCUACUACGCGUCUUGUUGUUAGCAGUUCGCAAAAGCCGUCAACUUUGAGCGCAGGCAGAAAGCCUCAUGCGACCACCGCAAGUCCCGCGUUCUCGGCCACUGCACCAAGAACUACGCUGGUGACAGUAUCGGGCACACUAGGGCCUACACCGAGGCGGCAACCACCAACAACUGCCGCUUGGCUUCACACAACAACUUGGCUUCGUCCAACCACAUGGCCAAGCGUUUACCCAAGCGUUGAAGGCAAUACGGUGGGGCCGGAUGUUACGUCAGUAAAACCCUCAGGAAGCAAGGCGACCACUGCAGCGCCGUAUACGAGAAGCCGCACUACUUCUUGGCGCACAUUCACGUCAACGAGAACAGAAGCCACCAAGCGUACAACGCUUUGGCUACCACAAAGCACAGCGGCCACUCGUCGUCCAACUACCCGCCUUUUUAUCGCAAGGAACACGACAACAGCAUAUAGCACUGCGUACUCAAGGCUGUUUUCAACCGUUCCCCCUACUAGAGGUCCUGUAACGAGAGCGUUCUCGAUGGCCCAGACGGCUGCAUCAACUCCCUUGACAAAGCCGACCAAGCCUACCAAGCCGAGGAAGAAAGCCACGGAACUGUACACAAAGCCCGCCAUGUGGACUAAAAAGCCAACCAAUAAGACGGAAGCUCUUACAACUUCGCCUCCCGACGUCCAUCCUUCGACACUCUCAUAUUUGGCGAGCACGUUGACUUCAAGACCUGCGAUUUCAAACCAAUCAACUUCAGGUAUGCCGACUUCCAACCGCCCCUAUUCGAGCCGGCAGCCAUCUUAUCGCAGUCCCAAAUUCGUGCCGACGGAGGACAGCAACCACGUGAUGAAACACGUCACGAAGCCGCCUGGGACCUCGUCCACGUCCAGCGCUCGGUCGAAAAACGACGAAGGCAACGAUGUCAUGCUGAACGACAUGUCGGCAAUGCCGGUGCUACAGGAGAAGCACUCGGCGGCCGCGCCACUUACCGGGUCAGCCUGGAUGGUUCCGGCCCUUCUCAUCGCCGCUGGCAUCUUAGUUACCGUCUUGUUUGUAGCCACGGCACUGUACCGAUGCCGGCGACGAUACAAGGAAAGUGCGGAUGAUUCCGAGAUGAAACCCCUGUCCAAGUACGCAGACGUAGAUGUUGGCGAAACUUCCUCUUGAACUCGCCUGCUCUGUUCACAUGCGAGCAUUAGCGUGAACAAGAAUUGGCCGUACGUGGCGUUUUGUGAAAACUUGGGCGACCAUCUUUUAGUGGACACAUGAAGUUCGAAGCACAAUUGCGCGGUAUGGCGUGCGCACCGCGACGUUUACUAUAUUUGUUUGCUGCUGAGACAUAUUUUCUCGGAUUAACUGAACGUCGCGGCAUCCUCCGACAGAAUGUCGUACCCGCACGUUCUUUCGGCCGCUGCGUAAAGAUAUGAAUUAUUUAAUUUGAAAAUCAUACAGCCCCGUCUAGUGAGCGCUCUUAAUCUAGCCGUAGUAUCGGGCACUUCGAGUGAUAAAGAGUUUCCGUGAUUCAGGCGAACAAAAUAAAUGGCCUAUUGACUGCAUGCAAGUACGUUCUUCCUGUGACAGUCGGAGCAAGAGGAAACGUGAAGUCUUACGACUUGGCCUUAACGUCUCGAUGAUCAAGGGUUCCGUGCAGCGUAGCCUUAUUGCUAAACAACCAACACUGAACUUCUCGGUAUCACUAUUUCUUUUGAAUCAUGAAUUUGGUCCACAUCUGCAAUAUGACAAGUCGUGUCGUCGCUUAUAGAGCGUGCUGCGCGAGUCUCGGUGCUCAUAUGUUACUUCAACAUCUCGAAGCCAUGGUAAAAUGAAACCAAUGUGCCUCCUUACUUCUCCACGACUUCACUUGCACUCGUUGCAGUGGUCGGCUUCGCCAAAUAUGGAGACGAAAGCACUGCGUCUUGGAGACGCGUUCCUUACUACUGGAAGGGGCAUGUUCUAUCUUCACAAUAAAGGUGACAACGUUGUUAAAU